This is a messenger RNA of Baudoinia panamericana UAMH 10762, 915 nucleotides long. RefSeq lists its product as uncharacterized. The record is from RefSeq and is a predicted model, not a curated record. The coding region runs from base 1 to 915 and encodes 304 amino acids. Lineage: Eukaryota; Fungi; Ascomycota; Dothideomycetes; Mycosphaerellales; Teratosphaeriaceae. Gene Ontology annotation, cellular component: cytoplasm; nucleus. Gene Ontology annotation, biological process: phosphate-containing compound metabolic process. Gene Ontology annotation, molecular function: magnesium ion binding; inorganic diphosphate phosphatase activity. The transcript has 3 exons.
AUGGCCACCUCCACUCUGCCCACUCGCGGCGGCUACGACAGCAAGGCUCCGUCCGUCUUUACGGCUCGCAAGAUCGGCGCACCGCACACGCUUGAGCACCGCAUCUACAUUGAGAAGGAUGGCGUCCCCGUCAGCCCUUUCCACGAUGUGCCACUGUAUGCCAAUGAGCAGCAGACGGUGCUGAACAUGGUCGUUGAGAUCCCAAGGUGGACAAACGCCAAGCAGGAGAUCUCCAAAGACGAGGCUCUCAACCCCAUCAAACAAGACACGAAGAAGGGCAAGCUCCGCUUCGUCCGCAACUGCUUCCCCCACAAGGGUUACCUCUGGAACUAUGGCGCUUUCCCCCAAACCUGGGAAGACCCCAACGUCACCCACCCGGAGACCAAGCAAAAGGGCGACAACGACCCUCUCGACGUGUGCGAGAUCGGCGAGCUGGUCGCCAAGCCUGGCGAGAUCAAGCAGGUCAAGGUUCUUGGCGUGAUGGCUCUGCUGGAUGAGGGCGAGACGGACUGGAAGAUCAUGUGCAUUGAUGUCAACGACCCGUUGGCGCCGAAGCUCAAUGACAUUGAGGAUGUCGAGAGGCAUUUGCCGGGUUUGUUGCGGGCGACGAACGAGUGGUUCCGCAUCUACAAGAUUCCGGACGGCAAGCCGGAGAACCAGUUCGCGUUCAGCGGUGAAUGCAAGAACAGGAAGUAUGCGAUGGACGUCGUGAGGGAGUGCGCGGAGGCGUGGGAGAGAUUGAUCACGGGCAAGACGCAGAAGGGUGAAAUCAGCCUCACCAACACCACCGUUCCGCACAGCCCUGACCGUACCGACCCCAGCAAGCUCAACAUUCCCAAGGGCGAGGACAAGGCGCCGGCGCCGAUUGACCCAAGCAUUGACAAGUGGUUCUACAUCUCUGGUGCUUCUGCGUAA